AUGCGAUCGAGGGUUUUUCCGAGGCAUGUUUGUAUCCAUCCAAAUCCCUCCCUCACGUCCUUUGAAACACUUGAUCUCUACUCGCGUGCGAUCACUCUCACACCACACACGUCCUCUACACCCUUUCCCGUCUCCUUGGCAACGAACCUGUCCCGACCCAUCACGAUGUCCAACGAACAGCCCUACGACCCCUAUAUCCCGGCCAACCAGACCGGUGCGCCCACUGCUGGUGCCUCCCAGCAGCAGAAUGGAAACCAGCGCACCGCUGCGCUGCAAGCGCAAAUCGAUGACACUGUCGGUGUUAUGCGCGAGAACAUCACAAAGGUUUCCCAGCGUGGUGAGCGUCUCGACUCCCUGCAGGAUAAGACCGACAACCUUGCCGUAUCAGCCCAGGGAUUCCGCCGGGGUGCCAAUCGCGUACGCAAGCAGAUGUGGUGGAAGGAUAUGAAGAUGCGUGUAUGCCUGGUUAUCUGUGUGAUCAUCCUACUGGUGGUCAUCAUUGUCCCUUCUGUCGUAGCAACAAAGCAUUAA
Molecule: messenger RNA, 531 nt
Organism: Penicillium pulvis
Lineage: Eukaryota; Fungi; Ascomycota; Eurotiomycetes; Eurotiales; Aspergillaceae
Product: SNAP receptor SNC2
Exons: 5
Coding region: 1-531 (176 amino acids)
Biological process (GO): vesicle-mediated transport; vesicle fusion
Cellular component (GO): plasma membrane; SNARE complex
Molecular function (GO): syntaxin binding; SNAP receptor activity
Source: RefSeq, a predicted model, not a curated record